This is a messenger RNA of Punica granatum (pomegranate), 2502 nucleotides long. The record is from RefSeq and is a predicted model, not a curated record. Lineage: Eukaryota; Viridiplantae; Streptophyta; Magnoliopsida; Myrtales; Lythraceae.
UAAGCCCGAAAACAAGAACAAGAAAAGGUGAAAGGUGAGAGGGUGCGGCUCUCACGACAGAACAUAAAAGAAGGAAAUACAGACAGAAAUUUCUGUCUUGUCUCUCUUGCAAUCUUUUCCUUCCUAGCUAGUAGUCUUCUUCUUCCUUUCCUCGUUCAUGGAGCUGUACUUUCCGGGAAAUUGAAUAAGCCCCUCCAACCCCGGCAGGGAGGAUUUUUUUUUUUUUUCUUGUUUCCUCCUCAACACCGGCCUUUUUCAUUCUUCGACGGAAACAUAUAUUUUUUUUUCUCCCCAUAAAAAAAAGGGAAAAAACUGAGCUCUGGGAGCUGUGUGAGAGAGACACAUAGAGAGAAGAUGAUGAUGAUGUCAGCUUCGUCGGCGACGGUGAGGGUUGAUAAGGCGACGAGCGACCUUCUGAUCAACCCCGACUGGGCUAUGAACAUCGAUAUCUGUGAUUACAUUAAUUCCUAUCCCGGUCAGGCUAGAGAAUUCGUUAAAGCGGUGAAAAGGAGGUUGCAGCAUAGGAAUCCCACAGUGCAAUUCCUUGCUCUGACGCUGUUAGAGACAAUGGUGAAGAAUUGUGGUGAUUACAUCCAUUUUCAGAUUGCCGAGAAGAAUAUUCCCACGGAGAUGGUCAAAAUCGUCAAGAAAAAGUCCGAUAUGCGUGUUCGGGACAAAAUAUUGGAAUUGCUGAACGAUUGGCAGCAGGCUUUUGGUGGGCCCGGAGGAAAACAUCCUCAAUACUACUACGCAUAUGAGGAACUUAGGCGCUCAGGAAUCCACUUUCCUAGCCGAUCACCCGAUGCAGCACCCAUAUUCACUCCUCCUGUUACCCGCCCUACCCUGAGGCACACUCAAGCUGGAUACGGAAUGCCUAGUAAUUCCUCAAGAAGGCUCGAUGAGGCGAUGGCUGCAGAGAUAGAAAGUCUGAGCAUGUCGACAAUUAGUUCUAUGCGGGAUGUGAUGGACUUGUUAAGUGACAUGCUGCAAGCUGUGAACCCUAGAGACCGUGAUGCUGUUAAAGAUGAGGUCAUAGUAGAUAUUGUUGCCAGGUGUCAGGCCAACCAAAGAAAGUUGAUGCAGAUGAUUACUACGACUGGUGAUGAAGAACUUCUUGCUCGAGGACUUGAGUUGAAUGAUAGCAUGCAACAUCUGUUGGCGAAACAUGAUGCUAUAGCUUCUGGAUCCCCGUUGCCCAGUCAAAUAAUGAAUCUCAGCCCUCAACCCGCAGAGACACGUGGAUUCAACCCCAAGGAGAAAGAAGUGAAAAAGGAGAAUGGCCCUUCUCCAACAGGCAGUGCCACCAGUGCUUCUGCACCACCAGUUACUAUUAAAAAGAGCAUCUAUGAUGAAGAGGAAGAAGAAGAUGACUUCGCUCAGCUCGCUCGCAGGCAUUCCAAAUCUCAACCUGCCUCUACAGGGUCGUCUACGGGAGGAGAUGCCAGUAGUGGGCCCAUAAAGCCCACUGCCCCGACUUCAUCCUCAUCAUUACCCUCAACUCCUUCCACCUGUAGAGCCCUAGCUCUGCCUGACCCUCCUGCACCUGUUAAGAUCUCCAAGGAGCAAGAAAUGAUUGACCUCUUGAGUCUCGCCCUGACAACCACCUCAACACCAGCCCCUGAGACUCCUCAAGCUCCACCUUCAAAUCAGAAUACUGGAGCCGAUGUCAGUAAUCCCUACACUCCCCAGUCUUAUUCCGGGAUGCAAGGACAAGUCUCGUACAAUAGCUACGUCGUCCCAUGGGCCCAGGCCCAGAACCCCCCGCAGCCGUCACCACGGGCCCAAAUCCAACCCCAACCCCGACCCCAACAAUUCCAACCUCAAUAUCCCCAACCUUCGCCUCAACGAGUUCCACCUCAAUAUGCUCAAUCCUCGCCUCAACGGUACAUUCCUCCACCAUGGGCUGGCACACCGGGCUAUCUCAACUCUGGGUCCAGCAACACAUUCUGGACCCCUCGAGCUGAGACAAGCAGCUCCACCACACCCUUCCAGGAGACGAGGCCUUUGCAGCAUUUCAACUCAUUUCCUGCAAGAGGGAUGAACGGUUCUGCAGUGCCCCGGCCGGACCAGAGAAAUGCUCCCCCAGCAGGACCGAAGCCGUUUGUUCCCUCCUACAGGUUGUUUGAGGACCUCAAUGUCCUGGGCACAAGCGGUGCAUCCUCGGGCCUGUCUGGCAGCACCGGGCAGAGUAUGAUUGGAGGGAGGCGUUGAACGUAUCUGCCUAUACGGACUUUCAAAGCACAUGGCUAGGGCAGUACAUAUAUAUCCAUAGAUUGUGAAUAGUUGCACGAUACUUCAUUUUAUUUCGGAGUUGGUGCUAAAAGUCAUUAUGUUCGGGUGUGCCCAUUGAUUGCUCUGAUCAUAGUUGUAAUGAACUCUUCUCCGAACUUUCGAAUAAGAAUUUGCUUGUUUUUCUUGUUUCAGAUAGCUUUCUUGCUUUAGCUUGUGGGAGACGUUUAUGAAUGUAAAUGAGUCAACAAUACAUACUGAGGAUUUACUGGA